AUGGGGACACCCUGGUUCUUUCUCUCUAAGGCCGAAGACUCCAUCACGUUUCUCACAGAGGCUGAGAUUCGUACACUUCACCGACGAUUUGGACACCCAGCAGUCCCUAGGCUAUAUCACCUUCUGAAGCAAGCCGGCCACAGCGACGUCUCGAUAGGCACAUUAGAGACUGUCUCUAAGUUCUGCCAUCACUGUCAAAUGCACUCGCAAGCCCCGAGACGCUUCAAAUUCACCCUCAAGGAUGACCAAGAGUUCAAUUACGAAAUCAUCGUUGAUGUGAUGUACCUAGGAAGCCCACAACGCCCUGUUUUGCACGUUGUGGACGCAGCCACUGCUUUCCAGGGAGCAAGAUUCCUACCCUCAAUGUCAGCUAAGGAUACAUGGGAGACCCUUCGGACCGCCUGGAUCGACACUUCCGCCAAGAAGCAAAACUCAUGGGGAUCAAAUGCUCUCAAGUGCCUGUUGAGACGCAUUGGUCCAUCGGAAAAAUUGAAAGAUAUCACGCCCCCCCUCCGACGCGCGUAUGACAUCCUAAACGCGGAACUAAGCAACGUCACCUCCGCCGAAGCAGUGCUCCAAAUGGCUGUAAAAGCUAUUAACGACACAGCUGGACCUGACGGGAUUGUUCCAACUUUGCUUGUCUUUGGCGCCUACCCUCGUUUAACUGCGGAAUCGCCCCCUUCUGCUUCUACCCUGAAAAGGUCGGCCGCGAUGCAGAAAGCGAUGAAGACGCUCCGCCAACUCUCAGCGGAAAGACAAGUUAAAGAUGCCCUUCGCACGCGCAACGGACCGUCCACCGCCGACGUUUUAUCCCUCCCACUGCAAAGUGAAGUUCGUGUUUGGAGAGAAAAAGACGGCUGGCAAGGACCUUUCAAGAUUGCUUCGAUUGACGGACAUAACGUCACGAUUGAUACAGUCAAUGGCCCCCAAGUCUUUCGUUCCACGCACGUACAGCCGUACCUGCGUGAUGACUCCACAAUCCCUCAAGUUCCUGCCCCUGCCCAGGACGAAGAAGAAACCCCUGCCCGACCUGACCCCCCGGCACCCCGCAAGAGAGGACGCCCACCCGGAUCCAAGAACAAGCCAAAGGAUUUGAUCAUGAUGACCGCUCCUCCAGGCCAAAGUUUCCUGACUCAGAAGGAAGAAGAUGCAUACGCUUUAUCCAUCAAACUCAGGAAUGAAGGCAUCAUCACUGCUCCCGGCGCCCCAUUUGAAGAAUCCGAUAACAUCGAGAUCACUGACCUCGUAGGACGAGGUGUAUUCAGCUUUGAACGAUAG
This is a messenger RNA of Hirsutella rhossiliensis, 1278 nucleotides long. RefSeq names its product transposase. The coding region runs from base 1 to 1278 and encodes 425 amino acids. The record is from RefSeq and is a predicted model, not a curated record. The transcript is spliced from 2 exons. Lineage: Eukaryota; Fungi; Ascomycota; Sordariomycetes; Hypocreales; Ophiocordycipitaceae.